UCACAUUAGCCUCCGCCGGUCCGCCAUUUUGUUCCAGAUUGUGCUGUAGGCAAAACUCGGUGUAGUUAUUGUGGUUCUGUGUCGUUAAAUGUCCUCGAUAUCAAAGUGCGUUGUUGUUUACUACCAUUUUUGGGUGUGUUUAUUCGCGUAGACUAAACGUAAGGUCGUUGUAGUUUUGUGGAUCAGUAAGAUUUUGCAGUACAUUAUGCCGAGCCACCCGCUGCGUGUAGCGGUGGUGUGUUCGAGUAACCAGAACCGCAGCAUGGAAGCGCACAACAUCCUCAGCAAGCGUGGUUUCGAUGUUCGAUCUUUCGGCACCGGAAGCCAUGUGAAACUCCCAGGACCCACUCCAGACAAGCCUAAUGUGUAUGACUUCAAAACCUCUUACGAACAGAUGUACAGCGAUCUGGUCCGAAAGGACAAGGAACUAUAUACACAGAACGGCAUCCUGCACAUGCUUGAGCGCAACAAGCGCAUCAAGACAAGACCUGAACGUUUCCAGAACUGUAAGGACCAGUUUGACCUGGUGAUCACCUGUGAGGAGAGAGUGUAUGACCAGGUGCUGGAGGACCUGAACUCUCGUGAACAGGAGACGUUCCAGCCGGUGCACGUAAUCAACGUGGACAUCCAGGACAACCACGAGGAAGCCACGCUCGGAGCUUUCCUCAUCUGUGAGCUGUGUCAGUGUAUUCAGCACACUGAUGAUAUGGAGAAUGAUAUUGAUGAGCUGCUGCAGGAGUUUGAGGACAAAAGCAGCCGUCCAUUCCUUCACACGGUCUGCUUCUACUGAUGUCUGCUGCGCAUGUGUACACACACACGCGCACACACACACAUCAUCAUCACCAUCCUGAGGCCCAGCUGGACUGGUCACACAGACAUCAUCACACUGACAUCAUUUUGAUCUCAGAGCUGCAGCAUGCGCCGCCUGUGUUACCACACACACACACACACACACUCACGCACACACACUCUGUUUCAUCCCAGAUAAUGAAACACUGUUCCCUGAGUCAGACACGGCUCUCUCUCUCACACACACACACACUUACCACGUUGUGUAUGUAUUAAUUACACAACACAGGACAAACCUUUCUUUUCCUCUGAGUAUUUUUUUUUUAUUGCUCUAAUAAUUGCUGAAGAAUAAUGAAUAUUUCGGUUGUGUAAUGUGGAGACGAUCAGCUGUGUGUAAGCAUUGAGAUGUUUUACUUGAAUACAGAUGAUUAUGAUGAUGAACCAGAAAAUGGGUUUCAGAUGUUAUUUCUCUUUGUGUUCAUAGUUAUUUAAACAUUAUGGAAACUCUUCUGGAUAUUUUCAUUUCUGUUCUUGCUUUUUUUUUCUUUUUCUUUUUUUUUUGUAAACUGUGAGUGUGAUUGUAAGUCCAGAGUGCCUGAACAUUUGUGUAAAUAGAACACGUAAAUGAAAAACACCUUAAUAAACUCGGUGAAAUGCAAUGAA
Tachysurus fulvidraco (yellow catfish) is the source of this 1452-nucleotide messenger RNA. RefSeq names its product SSU72 homolog, RNA polymerase II CTD phosphatase (gene ssu72). Gene Ontology annotation, biological process: termination of RNA polymerase II transcription. Gene Ontology annotation, cellular component: nucleus; mRNA cleavage and polyadenylation specificity factor complex. The record is from RefSeq and is a predicted model, not a curated record. The transcript has 5 exons. Gene Ontology annotation, molecular function: RNA polymerase II CTD heptapeptide repeat phosphatase activity. The coding region runs from base 206 to 790 and encodes 194 amino acids. NCBI's taxonomy places the organism in Eukaryota, Metazoa, Chordata, Actinopteri, Siluriformes, Bagridae.